This is a messenger RNA of Physcomitrium patens, 3350 nucleotides long. RefSeq lists its product as uncharacterized. Gene Ontology annotation, biological process: positive regulation of nitric oxide biosynthetic process; arginine metabolic process. The record is from RefSeq and is a predicted model, not a curated record. Gene Ontology annotation, molecular function: amino acid binding; dimethylargininase activity. NCBI's taxonomy places the organism in Eukaryota, Viridiplantae, Streptophyta, Bryopsida, Funariales, Funariaceae.
CUGUUUAGGGUUUGAGUGUUGUCCACUGCGCCGGAUGUGUCGGCGAGGGUUAUUCUAGAAUAGAGAUUUGGUGUGGUGACCUUGAAAUUGGCAGGGAUUCGUAAACAAGUUGCAGUCGAAGAGCUGUGGUGUAGCUGUUAGGAAGCAUGUUUGAAAAGCUAUCGGGUUGUUUGAUUUAGUGCAAGUCGACGGGGUUCGGCAUUUCUGUGGAGACUUCUGAAACUUGUUGCGAUUGUUGGGGGUGUUGUUUGUUCUUAUCAGUACGGAUGCAGAAAGUGAAGCGAGUCUGUAGCGAAACGAUGGAGGAGGUCUUCCCGUGAAGACGAAGACUUCAUUUUCAAGAGUUACAGAUAAGAAUCACAGGCAUUUGCUCCUCACGAAGACCAGACCCUCUCCACAUACUUCUCCCGACUAUGGUAGAUUGUUCUGAAUAGUGCAGGUCGUUCUUUACGCUGCAUGCCUUCGCCUGCCGAUCCCCGCUUCCCCGUGAAACGUCCUCGGCUCCACUCAGUUUCUCAGAUACAAGAUAGUCCCCUCCUCUCUUUGAGCCAAAAGCUGCGACUCCAUUGCUAAAUUGAUUACAAGGUUCUCAGUCAGAACACCUCAUUUAAUACGCCACUUGUUCCUACACUUCCAGACUGUCUGGAAGCAAUGGCAACAGUUUUCACCCUUUAAUGUAACAAAGUAUGAGAAGAAAUAGUUAUGAAUAUUUAGUUGAAAUGAAAUCUGGCAUGUGCUGGAAUAGCUCAGUUGGUUAGAGCGUGUGGCUGUUAACCACAAGGUCGGAGGUUCGACCCCUCCUUCUAGCGAUGACAAUUAUCUCGGAGCAGAUGUUGUUAUAGUUUUUUCGUGACAGCGAGAAAUGGAUUACGGGGAAGGUCGCACGUCGCUGCCAGAAAAGGGAUGGUUCCGACAGGAUUUUAUUGCUGGUAUUGAAAUAUCGCACUUCUAUGUUGUAUGGAUGGUAACUGGGACGAUGUAAAUCGCCAGCCGAUUUGCCUCGCCAGCCGAUUUGCCUCGCCAGCCGAUUUGCCUCUACGACUGCCGGAGCACAAUGCGAGCUGUGUUGUCAAUAUUUUGACCAAGGCACACCUAUUGAGCUCUCUCCAAGGGUUAUUCCGAGAUCAUUUAGCGCAGAAGUUAGGAUUAGGGCUUAAGCCUCGCGUUUUACAACUUUGGCCAGCUUCAUCUUUCGCCGGAAGGGUAACAGGCCCUUUAGAUGUCGCAGUAUGAUUUGGGCAUUACAGCCGUCACUCUGCUCUGUUCGAGGACAGGACUGACUUGGGUAUUCGGCGAUUGACUACAUGAAUGAGGUUGCCGGACAGGGUAUGUGAUAUGCGAUCUGCAGACUCAAGAUAUGCACUUAAUUUAGGGUUCGGCACUCAAUCGUUUUUUGCAAAACCCACUUGAUGCACCACGACAGUAGUCAAGGCUGCUAUUGAGCAUGUAACGCCGAGCCUUUUGCGUGGGCUAAAUGACAAUGACAAAGCUUGAAGGAAGCCGGACAUCAGCAGAUUCAAGUAUGUGUUAUGCAUCAGCAAUGUACACCGAAGCACGAACAGAUAAACAACUCUGAUGGAAAAAACUACUGAAAUGUGUUCUAUCACAAGGUGUUUAUGUCGACGGAACGAUGAAGAGUGCCAUGGCUUAAAGUAUAUCAACCUUCCAGCAUGAGACUAUCGAUCCGAGUUGGCGUGGUCUUAAGCAUCGACAUUUGAUAAUUCCGUCUUCGUAGAUGUGUCAGUCCGAAAUGGUCUACGAACCUCCAAUCUAGCAACUUGCCUUCACGUUUUACGCACAGUGACUAUGACUGAUCAUACUUUUAUACCUUUUCUCAGGAUGAUUCUUGCACAGAUGAAAGCUUUCGCUCGUCCUUUCCGAACGAGAGUACUUGGAAUCUGAUUAGAGCAGCGAAUUUCCCACCAAUCCAUCGUUGUUGUCCUUUGGAAUCCCAACGCACAUGUGUUUGUUUGCAGCAACCGCUGAUCCACCGCUGUAAUUGUAGCUUGGAGAUAGGAAUCUUGCUCGUUUGUAUGCCGGUGUGUAUUGCAGAAGCGGGCUAGAGAACUUUCCAGUUCGAGGAGAGCGGCUAAGUUCUGGAGAAGGAGGAGUCAUGGCUUCCCGAAUCGCAAUCGUUCGCGGAGUUCCGGACACCUUCUGCGAUGCUCUGUCCAUGGUUCACCCACUGGUGCCCGUAGAUCUUGAAGUGGCGCGUUUGCAGCACGAGACAUAUGUAGAGGUUCUUGCAGGAUUGGUGAAGGAGGUAAUUCGGUUGCCAGCUGAUAACAAGUACCCUGACUGCCCGUUCAUUGAAGACACGGCAGUGGUUAUUGGCAAUAGGGCACUAAUUACACAUCCUGGGGCGACUUCGCGACAGGGAGAGGAGGUGGUUAUUCGGGAAGCUUUGACACAGUUGGGAUUGGACAUUUCUGAAGUGGAAUGCCCUGGCACAAUUGAUGGCGGCGACGUAUUGUAUGCUUCCGGUAUGCUUUUUGUAGGCAAGAGCCGGCGAACGAAUGCAGCAGGAAUUGAGUUCCUCCAAAAGGCGUUUCCAGAUGUGAAAGUGCAUAUCAUCAGAGUUCUGGAUGGUCUACACUUGAAGUCAGUUAUCAGCGAGAUUGCACCACAAACCCUAGCCGUGGAAGACAGUGUUGCUGCAGCAGCUAUGUUUGACGAGAUCCAAGAGCAGACCAAUGGUCACUUCAAGAUAGUGAAAACUGAUGGAGCAGGAGCAGCCAACACGGUGCUGGUGGGUGACACUGUAAUAUGCUCUGCUACUCUUGGACUUCCAGCCGACCUGGAAGCUCAUUUCAAGCAACAUGCUAAACAUGUUAUUCCAGUCAACAUCUCUGAGUUUCACAAGGUGGAUGGUGGUCUCACUUGCCUCUCUUUACUUAUUGAGAGAUGAGUGAAGCUGUUUUCAGAAGAGUGUAUUCAGCAGGUCCCUGAUGAAUUAGGUCUUAUUACGACUGUACGUUUUUCUGUCCUGUAGUUAUAAAUACCAACUGGAACGACCUUCUCCUUAGCUUUAUAUGUAUCAAUCACAUGAGUGUUCGAGUUGAGAAUCUAUUUUCUUCACUAGGAAACGAUUGUUCAAACGCGUGAUGUACGUUGUUGCCAAAUUGGGCACAAUUUCUUGGUUGUUUGACUUGUGCGAUUUUUUAAUGGGGCUCUGACAGUGCAAAAGUUAUCGAUCGACACAUCUACGACAGUGCAGCUUGUGUAAUUUGGCAUAUUUUACAUAGGCGUACAAUGUAGACAAUUUUUCUAGAUUAUGACCCGCUCUGUUUGUAACCCCGCAUAUGGUUGAUUGAACCUGUGUGUCGAAUAAUCCAGGAAAUGUUUCACAA